Molecule: messenger RNA, 1212 nt
Organism: Closterium sp. NIES-67
Lineage: Eukaryota; Viridiplantae; Streptophyta; Zygnematophyceae; Desmidiales; Closteriaceae
Source: the annotation of a GenBank genome assembly
GUACAGUGGGGAACCUGCCAAGAGCUAAGACGACUUUUUCUGCUGCUCUGCUGCUCUGCUGUUCUGCUGUUCUGUUGUUCGGUCUAGUCUAGUGGAGCUUCACUGUCUGCAGCACCAGCCACGCAUUCCCAGCGUGAGCUCCACCAACAGCACGACUCUCCUUGCCCUCGCCUGCCUCCGUCUUGGCGCUUUCGCGCGCUCCCCGUCUCAGCUGAUUCAAAAUGGCCACCGCGCGCUGCUGCGCUGUAGCCUCCGCUCUCCCGUCCGCAGGGCUGACCAGGGCCGCUCUCUCCGGCCGUUGCUCGCAAUGCCGGCCUGUGGCAAUCGCGAGGCGGUCCCUGUCCGUGCGAUGCGCCGCUGCCACUGAGACGAGCAGCAGCAGCAGCGACAAGAGGCAAAUCUGGCUCCCUGGCAGCACGGCUCCGGCUUACCUUGACGGGUCUCUUCCCGGCGACAACGGGUUCGACCCGCUGGGCCUGGCGGAGCACCCGGAGGCUCUGCGGUGGUACGUGCAGGCGGAGCUCGUGCACUCGCGAUGGGCCAUGCUGGGCGUCGCUGGCGUGCUCGGCACCGAUCUGCUGACGACUCUGGGCAUCAAGGACCUGCCAGUGUGGUACGACGCGGGGACCGCGCACUACGACAUCGCCGACGCGCCCACUCUCUUCGCCGUGCAGUUCAUCCUCUUUAACUUUGUGGAGCUGAAGCGGUGGGCGGACUUUGAGGCGCCGGGGUCGCAGGGGGACGACGAGGAGGCGUGGUUCCUGGGUAUUCAGCCCGCCUUCCUGGGCACGGACAAUGGCUAUCCUGGGGGUCUUCUCUUCAAUCCCUUUGGCUUGGCAGCUGAUGCAGUGACAGGGCACAAGGCACGUGAGCAGGAGCUGGCAAAUGGGCGUUUGGCCAUGGUGGCUGCUGUUGGCUUUGCGGUUCAGGCAGCGUUCACCCAUGCAGGACCGACAGCCAAUCUUCUGCAGCACCUGAGCGACCCAUGGAACACCACAAUUAUCCAAACCAUUCUCGGAUAGAAGUACAAUUUAAUGUUGAUAUGCUUUUGUGCAUUUCAACUUCUCUGCAAAAGUGUUUGUGAAGGCAAUGAUAUUGUUGCGCUGUUAAAAUGCCGUUGAAUCAAUAGGAAUGAUCAGUGACUCAUUGACCCCUAAGACUCUUGGCUUGUUUUAUAAGGGCUCUUUGGGAUCUGGGUAUUGGUUUUGGUAC